AAUUCUCACAGCCCGGAGAACAUAACCCCAAAUCUCUCUCUCUCUCUCUCUCUCUCUCUCUCUCAGAUCUGAAUCUCUUGUCGCUCCGAUCUAGCGAAAAGAACAAUGGCGGCGUCCUCGGCGAGGGAUGAGAACGUUUACAUGGCCAAGCUUGCGGAGCAGGCGGAGCGGUACGAGGAGAUGGUCGAAUUCAUGGAGAAAGUCGCCAACGCUGGUGAUAACAAAGAGCUCACCGUCGAGGAAAGGAACCUCCUCUCCGUCGCCUACAAGAACGUCAUCGGAGCACGACGUGCUUCGUGGAGAAUCAUCUCCUCGAUCGAGCAGAAGGAGGAGAGCCGCGGCAACGAUGACCACGUCUCCAUCAUCCGUGACUACAGAGGCAAGAUCGAGACGGAGCUCUCCAACAUCUGCGACGGAAUCCUCAAGUUGCUUGAUACCCGUCUGAUCCCGGGUGCAUCCGCUGGGGAUUCUAAGGUUUUCUACCUCAAGAUGAAGGGAGAUUACCACAGGUACUUGGCCGAGUUCAAAACCGGGCAGGAGAGGAAGGACGCCGCCGAGCACACUCUCAACGCUUACAAAUCCGCUCAGGAUAUUGCUAACACAGAACUUGCUCCAACUCACCCGAUCCGUCUCGGUCUGGCUUUGAACUUCUCUGUCUUCUACUACGAGAUCCUCAACUCCCCUGACCGUGCUUGCAAUCUCGCUAAGCAGGCAUUUGAUGAAGCGAUUGCCGAGUUGGAUACUCUAGGGGAGGAGUCAUACAAGGAUAGCACCUUGAUCAUGCAGCUUCUCCGUGACAACCUCACUCUCUGGACCUCUGACAUGCAGGACGAUGACGAGAUCAAGGAAGCAGCACCCAAGCCUGCUGACGAACAGCCGCCGCAGUAGGUCUGCAACAUUGUUUAUUCAGUAUUUGAACUUCUCCAUGAUAUGUUUUUGUCCGGAGAAGUUUUGUGUUUGUUGUAAGUCUCCUUUGGCUACUUUGAAAACUUGUGAGGGCAAAUGUAUUCUUGCCUUUGUUUUGUUUUCUUAAUCGUGAUGCUUCUGGUUUCGUUUUUCUUUCUCUUGAUCUAUUCCCGUACUUUUUAUCUUCUCUUUGGUUGAUUUCAACCGGAUUUCAAUGAGUCUGUGUAUUGAAUUCACCUACUCUUCCGGACCAUGAAGAUAUAUGGGCUCCUUUGGUCUCUCUA
This is a messenger RNA of Tarenaya hassleriana, 1190 nucleotides long. RefSeq names its product 14-3-3-like protein GF14 chi. Gene Ontology annotation, cellular component: cytoplasm. The transcript is spliced from 4 exons. Gene Ontology annotation, biological process: signal transduction. Bases 106 to 888 code for a protein of 260 amino acids. NCBI's taxonomy places the organism in Eukaryota, Viridiplantae, Streptophyta, Magnoliopsida, Brassicales, Cleomaceae. The record is from RefSeq and is a predicted model, not a curated record.